UUGUAACUUUAACGAAGCUUUUCUUGUUUCACACUUUGUAUUUAAAUCUUCAAUUUCUUUUCACCAUAAUUGAAAAUAUAAUCUUUUUGUCUUUUUUUUUUUUUUAAUUCAAAAGUUCAUAUAACUUAAAACAUAAUUGUGGUUUAUUAAUUAUUAUCAAAGUAAUGGAAUCAUCUAAUAAAUAAUAGAAUCAUUAAAGACAAGAAGUAGAAGCUGCAGCAUAGUAUUUGCAACAAUUUUCAAUUUUUCAUCAAUGAUCUUAGGUAAGUACAGAAACAUAAACAAGGAAAAGAAAAAAUUAGAAGAUUUAUCAAAUGUAUCCUCAAAGUUACAAAUCACAAAUAUUCAAAAGAAAAUAUUGUUUAUAAUUAUCACAAUAACUUUCUCUCUUAAAUGAUGUUAGUUGUAUUUUUAUCUUUUAGUGGACUUGCUAACAAACAAUGGCUACCACAAUUUUAGUGAUAUUUCUUUUUAUCUUUACAAUAAUCAAAGAUUCUGAAAAUGUUGUAUAUCCUUGCGUGGUAGAUCCAAAAUGUCAAUGUUUGACAAGUGAUUUAAGUCAAGUAAGAAUUUAUUACAAUAUAAGUGAAAAUUGGAACAUAGCUGUAAAAGCUAGAUCAUGGUCAGAUUUACAGAUUGAUUGUCAAGAAAUGGGAGUAUUGAAUAAAUUGAAUUACUUUAGUAAUCAAUCGGAAAAAAUGCUCAAUUCGUUGGAAUUUAUAAAUUGUAAACUUCCAAAAGUUGGUUCAUUAAGAGAUGUGUCCAAAAUUUUUGGUAUUGAAGGAACAAAAAGACUCUACUUUCGAUCUUUCAAAUAUCUUGGCGAUAGACUGAAAAAAGGACACUUAGAAGGAUUUUCAAAUGUGACUAAAUUAGUUUUGGCCCAUAAUAGUUUUAAUCAUUUACCGAAAGAUAUUUUUUUGAAUUUUCUCAAAUUGGAGCACCUUGAUUUAUCUGACAAUGAACUUGGAAUACUAUCCAAAGGAACUUUUCGAGCAAUACCAAAUCUUAAACAUCUUCAAUUAAAUCAUAAUUUUUUGGAAGAAUUCGUCCCGAAAAUAUUUCACGAAUUACCAAAGCUGAAAUAUUUAGAUCUUAAAGAAAAUUUAUUAGAAAAACUUAAUAAUGAUUUAUUUGACAAUCUAACGAAAUUAAGAUAUUUGAAUUUAAAAACAAAUGCGUUGUCAGAGUUACCGCCAUUGAUUUUUCAUAAAUUAAAAUUAUUAAGAAGAAUUGAUUUGUCUUUUAAUACAUUUCGAGUACUUCCAACGGAAUUAUUUUCUCGAAAUAAAAAAUUGCGUCAAGUAAUAUUGCAUAAUAAUAAAGUACCUUUAUCAACAUUGCCAGAUAAUUUAUUAUCAGAGUUACCACAUCUCGUAAAAGUUAGUUUGAUCAAAAAUGGAAUAAAAGAAUUGUCAGAUCGUAUUUUUCGCAGUUCAACAUCGUUAAGAUAUAUUUUUUUGGAUGAUAAUUCUCUUAGAUCAUUACCUCUGUUUAUUUUCUUUAAUUUAAAAAAUUUAAAAAUACUUUCAAUUAAAAACAACAGAAUUUCGCGACUGCCAGAUGAAAUUUUUUAUGAUUUGGAAAAUCUAAGAAUACUUGAUUUGUCCUUCAAUCGUCUUCCCGUUUUAUUAAGGUACAUGAAAUUAAUCAAAUGAUUUAUUUCUAAUUUAUUAUUGCUUGAUAUGAAAUAUCAAUUUUAAUAAUAUUUUUUAUUUUAGGAAACACUUUGAACAUUUGGUAUCAUUGAAAAAACUCUAUUUGAAUAAUAAUCGUUUAAAAUAUUUCGAAUCAGGAACAUUUUACAACUUAAACAAUCUAACCGUUGCUAGAUUGUCAAUGAAUAAGUUAACGUUAACAAAUAGUAUCUUAGAAAAAGAUUCUCCAUUUAUUUAUAAUUCUAUUCUCAAGGAAUUGGAUUUAUCUAAGAAUAGAAUAGCCAAUUUUAUUUUCGAUUGGUUGGUACAUAACAAUAACUUAACAAUAUUAGAUUUAACUGACAAUAAUAUAAAAGAAUUAAGGGUAAAUAUCAAAUUUCAUUAUUCAUACAUAAUAUAUUAUUAUUAUUAU
Molecule: messenger RNA, 2070 nt
Organism: Polistes dominula (European paper wasp)
Lineage: Eukaryota; Metazoa; Arthropoda; Insecta; Hymenoptera; Vespidae
Cellular component (GO): extracellular matrix
Molecular function (GO): protein binding
Source: RefSeq, a predicted model, not a curated record